AAAAGGUACACAACAUCAUCUCUCUCUCUCUCUCUCUCUCUCUUAAUCUCAAACCAUACCCUAAUUUCCCCCACCGAAAGGCUCACAAAAGCUUCCAUUUCUCUCUCUAGAAAACCCUUUUCCAACAACAUUCUUCGCUUACUUGCUACGCAUAUACUCCUCCGUUAUCCCUCCUUAACCUAAACAGGGACAAUCGGUUUUCUCAUCGAAACGCCCUAAACAACCCUCUUUUUUGAUUCUCUGUUCGUCGUGAUUCAUUGGUUUCUUUCCAUUUUCUUCUCUCAUUUCGACGUUUUUCGGUUGUUUUCCUCCUGCUUUUUAUUGGGUUUCGACUUGAUUUCAUUUUUUCCCCUGUUUUCGUAUUUGGGUCGAUGGCGGAAUUUGAUCGAACUAAGUCUUCUUCCUUCUUCAAUCGCUCCGUUACGUUGCACUCCUCCUCUAUGGAUUCCAACAUGAAACCCUACCUUCGAGCCUCCCUUAAUCGGACGGAUUCUGUCAAGAAGUAUUACAGCCCUUUCGAAUCCAUGAAAUCUGCCUCCAAUUCGAUUAAAGGGAAGGUCAAGCAAUUGUGUAAUUUGUUUGAGAGCGGUAAGUCUUCUUCUUCGCCCACCGACGGAUCGCAACAUCAAAUUCAAAGCAAGCUUAAACUCCCAAAAUCCUUCGCUUCCGAUUUCCGGGUUCCUUCCAUUCGAUUGCCGGGUACUGAGGAUAGAAUUGUGGUGUAUUUGACCAGUUUACGAGGGAUUCGAAGGACAUAUGAGGAUUGCUAUGCCGUGAGGGUAAUAUUCCGAGGUUUUAGGGUUUGGGUAGACGAGCGUGAUGUAUCAAUGGAUUCUGCCUACAGGAAAGAGUUGCAGAGUGUUAUGGGCGAGAAAAAUGUCAGUUUGCCUCAAGUUUUUAUUAGGGGAAAGCAUGUGGGAGGAGCCGAGGUGAUCAAACAACUCUUUGAAGCUGGAGAAUUAAUCAAGAUUCUCAAGGGGUUCCCGGUUCAGGAACCCGGAUUUGUCUGUGAGGGUUGUGGAGAUGUAAGGUUUGUCCCUUGUAUGACUUGCAGUGGGAGCAGGAAGUUGUAUGAUGAAGAUGAAGAAGUCUUGAAGAGGUGCUUAGAUUGCAAUGAGAAUGGAUUAAUUCGAUGUCCAGAAUGUGCUUCCUGAAACAUUCUUGGAACGAUCGAAUGAAGGAAGGACCGAGGCAACCGAUGUUCUUCGGCUCUCUUCAUGAGGAUUCAUGUAUGUGGCUGCACUUCGAAUUAUUUCUACUGUCUGGUCUUCUCAUAGAAUAUGAAGGGGAGAGGAAAUGAAGAAAUGCUCUAACUGCUGGUAGACUGAAGGGUAUCAGCAAUGGAUUUGGAUGUUGUUCAUGAAUUUUCAUAGCUUUUGGAAGAAAGGUUAUAAAAUAGUUACUAUUAAGUUUAUGACAGGAUCUCAGGCUUAUGACUAGCAGAAUGUGUGUGGGGAGUACAUGGAUUUGAAUAUUUGAAUUCUUGGGAGCUGCAAACAGUUUCUAAUCAUCUGUGUUUAUUAAUUCCGA
This is a messenger RNA of Cucurbita pepo subsp. pepo (vegetable marrow), 1530 nucleotides long. RefSeq lists its product as uncharacterized. NCBI's taxonomy places the organism in Eukaryota, Viridiplantae, Streptophyta, Magnoliopsida, Cucurbitales, Cucurbitaceae. The record is from RefSeq and is a predicted model, not a curated record.